AGAGGUGGGCUGAGCAGAGAGGCAGGUUUCAGCAGAGCGGUUGGUGCCUCCCGGCAGGUAAUGGCGCCCCCCGAGGCCUAGAGGUCCAGCGCCCGCGGCGAGCCACUGGCAGUCCUCCUUCCGCUGGUGUCCGACGGAGAGUCCCGAUGACAGUGAACAUGUUGGUGCCACUAGCCAAGCUGUCCUGCCCGGCAUAUCAGUGCUUUCAUGCCUUAAAAAUUAAGAAAAAUUAUCUACCUCUGUGUGCUACGAGAUGGGCUUCAAGUUCCGUUGUACCUCGAAUUACUACCCACUAUACUAUUUAUCCCCGGGAUAAGGACAAACGAUGGGAAGGAGUGAGCAUGGAGAGGUUUGCAGAAGAAGCAGAUGUAGUAAUAGUUGGUGCGGGCCCUGCAGGGCUGUCUGCUGCUGUUCGGCUAAAGCAGUUGGCUGCUCAGCAAGAAAAGGACAUCCGUGUGUGUCUAGUGGAGAAAGCUGCUCAAAUAGGAGCUCAUACUCUCUCAGGGGCUUGCCUUGAUCCACGUGCUUUCGAAGAACUGUUCCCAGACUGGAAGGAGAAGGGAGCUCCCCUUAACACUCCUGUAACAGAAGACAGGUUUGCAAUUUUAACACAGAAAUAUAGAAUUCCUGUGCCAAUUCUUCCAGGUCUUCCAAUGAACAAUCAUGGCAAUUACAUUGUGCGCUUGGGACAUUUAGUAAGCUGGAUGGGAGAACAAGCAGAAGCCCUUGGUGUUGAAGUAUACCCUGGUUAUGCUGCUGCUGAGGUCCUUUUUCAUGAAGAUGGUAGUAUAAAAGGAAUUGCCACUAAUGAUGUAGGCAUACAAAAGGAUGGUGCACCAAAGACAACAUUUGAGAGAGGACUAGAACUACAUGCCAAAGUUACAAUUUUUGCAGAGGGUUGCCAUGGACAUCUAGCCAAGCAACUGUAUAAGAAGUUUGAUUUGAGGGCCAAUUGUGAACCCCAAACCUAUGGAAUUGGACUGAAGGAGCUAUGGCUUAUUGAUGAAAAGAAGUGGAAACCUGGGAGAGUAGAUCACACUGUUGGCUGGCCCUUGGACAGACACACUUAUGGAGGCUCUUUCCUCUAUCAUUUAAAUGAAGGGGAACCCCUGGUGGCUCUUGGUUUUGUGGUUGGUCUGGACUAUCAAAAUCCAUACCUGAGUCCAUUUAGAGAGUUCCAGAGGUGGAAACACCAUCCUAGCGUUCAGCCAACAUUGGAAGGUGGAAAAAGGAUUGCAUAUGGAGCCAGAGCUCUCAAUGAAGGUGGCUUUCAGUCUAUACCAAAACUCACCUUUCCUGGUGGUUUACUAAUUGGUUGUAGUCCUGGUUUCAUGAAUGUUCCCAAGAUCAAAGGUACUCACACAGCAAUGAAAAGUGGAGUUUUGGCAGCAGAAUCUAUUUUUAAUCAACUAACUAAUGAAAAUCUCCAAUCAAAGACGAUAGGACUCCAUGUAACUGAGUAUGAGGACAAUUUGAAGAAAUCAUGGGUGUGGAAAGAGCUAUAUUCUGUUAGAAAUAUAAGACCCUCCUGCCAUGGAUUCCUGGGUUUAUAUGGAGGGAUGAUUUACACUGGAAUCUUUUACUGGAUAUUUAGAGGAAUGGAACCAUGGACUCUAAAACAUAAAGGUUCUGACUCUGAUCGGCUCAAGCCAGCCAAGGAUUGCACACCUAUUGAGUAUCCGAAACCUGAUGGACAGAUUAGUUUUGACCUUUUGUCAUCUGUGGCUCUGAGUGGUACUAAUCAUGAACAUGACCAGCCAGCACAUUUAACCUUAAAGGAUGACAGUAUACCUGUAAAUAGAAAUCUGUCAAUAUAUGAUGGGCCCGAGCAGCGCUUCUGCCCUGCAGGAGUUUAUGAAUUUGUACCUUUGGAACAAGGUGAUGGAUUUCGGUUACAGAUAAAUGCUCAGAACUGUGUGCAUUGUAAAACAUGUGAUAUUAAAGAUCCAAGUCAGAAUAUUAACUGGGUGGUACCCGAAGGUGGUGGGGGACCUGCUUACAAUGGAAUGUAAACUAUAACUAAUUUCAUUUGCAGGCAAGUCUUAUAAACACUUUCUUUAUAAUGUUGAGAAAUUAGCAAGUAUCAACAUAUCUUAUAGCAUAUUACUGAUCAGAAUGUUCAUAAAAUAUCAGGGAAAUAAUUUUAUACUAUACCUAAAUUUGUCCCAUAAAAAACUAUCAAUAUUUAUCUUAAAUAAAACUUUAUUAGUGAUGUAGCA
This is a messenger RNA of Myotis daubentonii (Daubenton's bat), 2219 nucleotides long. RefSeq names its product electron transfer flavoprotein dehydrogenase (gene ETFDH). Gene Ontology annotation, biological process: electron transport chain. The record is from RefSeq and is a predicted model, not a curated record. Lineage: Eukaryota; Metazoa; Chordata; Mammalia; Chiroptera; Vespertilionidae. Gene Ontology annotation, cellular component: mitochondrial inner membrane. Gene Ontology annotation, molecular function: iron-sulfur cluster binding; electron-transferring-flavoprotein dehydrogenase activity.